Messenger RNA from Drosophila sulfurigaster albostrigata, 4117 nucleotides. RefSeq names its product ras-GEF domain-containing family member 1B. Gene Ontology annotation, cellular component: plasma membrane. The transcript has 5 exons. Lineage: Eukaryota; Metazoa; Arthropoda; Insecta; Diptera; Drosophilidae. Gene Ontology annotation, molecular function: guanyl-nucleotide exchange factor activity. Bases 1196 to 3361 code for a protein of 721 amino acids. The record is from RefSeq and is a predicted model, not a curated record. Gene Ontology annotation, biological process: Ras protein signal transduction; positive regulation of GTPase activity.
UUCGCACUCCUUGCGUAUUGCUUACCGAGCGAGGAGAACGGCAAUAAUUUCGGGCAAAUAUAAACGCUAAUUGGCGCAAUAUAUGCAUAAUUAAUGCAAUCAAAAGCGAAAGGCGAACGAACGAACGCAUUUGUUGUUGUGUAAAUAAUAAUAAUAUAACAAAAAGUGAAUGUUUAAACGUAAUUACAGCUACAAGAGUUAAAACAAGCAAUAAUAAAAAGCAGUGCCAAGCCAAAGCAAGCAAGGGCGGCGUAAAGAAAGUGGAAAAGAAAAUUCUGCGUAGCAAACAAACCGGUCGGCGCGCAACAUACAUACAUACGAAUACAACUACAAAUACAAAUACACAGACGCUAAACGUCGUCAAUAUAUCGUUAGUGUAUGCAAAAGACGCAUUUUGAACUUAACAAAAACGGAAAAAACGAAAUGAAAUAAAAUAAAAAGGCAAUAAACGUACAAUAAAUACAUACAAAUUGCACAGUGUGUUUUCCCCCACAAGCAUAUAUAUCUUAUACUAUACAUACAAACAUACAUAUAUUUAUUUGUGCUGACCAAACGAAAAACGCAAAAGGCGGCCGCCAUAUGCGACUGUGACUGCUGCUGCUGUCGUAGCUGCUGCUCUGCUGCGGGGGUGACAGUGAAGUAAAGGUGGUGAGAGCCAGUGCUGGAAACGACGCUACGCAACGCUCACCUUUCGCGUAUUGUAAAUUGUUUUUGCAAACACAUAAACUACUACCCCACCCCAACCCCCCUCUUGUUGUGCAGCAGCAUCGCCGUCGUCGUGUGUUCCACUUUUGAUAGGCAGCGCCCCUUUGCGCUCUAUACACAGUUAAAGCAGGCUCUGUCCUGAUUUUUAGUGCAAGGCGAGAGAGUGAGAGAGAGAUAGCUGGUGACUCUCUUCCAAACAACUAAAAGAGAGCGCGGGUCAGUGGAGUGACAAUGUAUUAGUGAUCAAUAGUUACGCUCUUUAAGUGUGUAGUACGCGAGUGUAUGUGUGUGUGUGCGUAACGAUUUACAUACAUAUAAGAUUUACUAAUAAAAUGCAACGACGCUGUUGUAACUGCGAUUGCGACUGCUGCAAGCAGCUCGUCGCGCUGCUUGCGAAUGCGUCGUCGCUGGCAUAGACUAGAAGGAAAAAGAGAAGGAGCAGUAGUACCUGAGCCUGGAGCAGGAGCAGGACACAGCUGGGAACAGACAAAUGUCGUCGUCGACGAGCAACGGCGGCAUCAAUAGUGCCACAAAUGGCCGCAGUGGCAGCACUGGCAGCGCCAACAUCAACCUCAAUCUCAAGGCCAAAACGGGAGCGGGAACGGGAGCGGGAACAGGCAGCGGAGUAGCAGCAACCGGAGUGGGCCACAAGACGCUGCCGGAUCUGAAGACGCAACGCAGCAAUAGCAGCGCUGGCGCCGGGCUCGGGAUCGGCGUGGUGGCCAAAACACUGGCCACCCAUCGACGCGACAGUUCGCAUGUGGAGAAGUCGCAGCUGCAGCUGCUGGAGAAACCCCUGAGCUAUGGUCCGCCACAGCAGUCGAGCCGAGGGGCGACCGCUCUCUCUAAGGAACCUAAGGAGGGGCAUCUGGUGUAUUGCGAGGGGAAACUGCAGGCGGGCACGCUGCAGUCACUCAUCCAGCACAUGGUGCCGACGCACGAAUAUUAUCCCGAGCAUGGUUAUCUAUUUGCGUUCCUGUUGAGCGCACGUCUCUUUAUACGGCCGCAUGAGCUUCUCGCCCAGAUCUCCGCCACCUGGGAGCAGCAGCAGCAGCAACAGGGUGCUGGCAACGAUGUUGUGGACGAAGCAGUUGUGCAGCCGCAGCUGAAUUCGGCAUCGCCAUUAACGCAGCGCAAGGGACACGAACUGGAGCUGGAGCCGAAGCCACAGCAACGCACGUGGACGCAACGCUCGGCGCAGCAUUGCAUCCGCUUGCUGUCCGAGUGGAUCGAGAUCUUUCCCUAUGACUUUCGGGAUGAGCGACUGAUGCAACAGGUGCGCAUCCUGGCCAGAAAGUGUGUGUUCAUCGACAACUCGCUGGGCAAGCAAGUGUCGCGAAUCCUUCAAUUGUUGGUCUCUCGCUUGACCGCCUUGGAGCAGUAUGAGGAAUUCCUGCAGACGCUGAACAACGAAGCCAGCACAGAUUCCCAGCAGAAUAAUCAUCAACAACAGCAGCAGCAACAACAACAACAGCAGCAUCAACAACAGCAACAUCAUCAUCAUCAUCAUUUGCAUUUGCAUAAUCCGUUUCAAACAUUUCUGGGCAGCUCGCAUUCAUCGUCCAGCUCAGCGAGUGGACAUGCCUCGAAUGGCAUCUCAUCGAGUGGCAACUCCUCGAGCGGUGGCAGCACCGGCAACUCGACAAGUGGCAGCAACUCGGCAUCGAGCACUCCGCAACCGGACGAGGUAUUUGGCAUCAUGGACAUUUGUGGCAGCUGCGAGCAUUUGGCGCAUCAAUUGACUGCCAUUGAAUUGGAGCGUCUGUCGCAUAUUGGACCCGAGGAGUUUGUCCAGGCAUUUGCCAAGGAUUAUCAGCAUGCCAAGGGCGCUUCAAGCGAUGCACUGGCGACAGCGGGAACAACAUCGGGAGGAGGCGGAGGAGCAUCAGUCAACAGCUCGCUGAACGAUAUGAAAAAGACACGCAAUCUGGAGUCGUAUGUGCAGUGGUUCAAUCGCCUCAGCUACUUGACGGCCAGCGAAAUUGUCAAGUAUCCCAAGAAGAAGCAACGUGUGCGCAUUAUUGAAUAUUGGAUUGAAACGGCACGCGAAUGUUUUAAUAUUGGCAAUUUCAACAGUCUGAUGGCCAUAAUAGCUGGUCUAAACCUGGCGCCCAUUGGCAGACUCAAGAAGACGUGGUCUAAAGUGCAAUCGGCAAAAUUUUCGGUGCUGGAACAUCAAAUGGAUCCAACAUCGAAUUUUAAUAGCUAUCGCUCGACGCUUAAAGCUGCCAUGUGGCGCUCCGAGGGCGCCACAGAGGAACGCGAACGCAUAAUCAUUCCAUUUUUUAGUUUAUUUGUUAAGGACUUGUAUUUUCUGAACGAAGGCUGCUCGAAUCGUUUGCCAAACAAUCAUAUCAACUUUGAGAAAUGCUCACAACUCGCCAAACAAGUGAUGGAGUUCAAUGAAUGGAAGAAGGUCUGCUGUCCAUUUGAUAAAUUGCCGAAUGUCAUUGCCUACCUGCAGCACAAUGCGGUGCUUAAUGAAAACACACUCUCGAUGGCAUCCUUUGAGUGUGAGCCGCCCGAGAACACCGAGGAGAAGGAUCGCUAUAAAACUGUGAAAGCCGAAACGAAGCAACAAUUGCUCCAGCAAUUACAGGAGCAGCAACAACAACAACAACAACAGCAGCAGCAGCAACAACAUCAUCAGCAAUAGUUGACUCUUUAGCUACUUAGUCUUUGUAUUUAUAUCUAAGUUACGCUUAAGCGCUUGCCAUGUUUAUUUUUUUUUUGUAAACCUAAUUUUUACACGAGUCGAUUAUACACUUUAAGACGGGGUGAAUAUUGUUUAAGCUUAAUGCUAAGACUUAAGUUAAGCGAUUCGUUUGGGACAAGGCGCAUGCGCUGCACUUUCAAAGUUGGCAAAUGUCUUUAAAAGCUAUUUGCUGCAUCCUAAAUUGACGACUCUCUCUACUAUUACUUAACCCCAUUUCAAAAUUGAUCAUCUCACAUUAAUUCCAUCAUCAAUACUCUCAUCUUCAUUGCCUCCGAACGGCUUUUCAGUGCUGCAAAGCGGCGCAUGCGCAAAAAAAGAGCACGACAAACAUUUUUCUAUGAAACGCAAAGCAUCUCCAGAAUGUUGCCAGUAAUUAAUUUAAUUGCAUUAAACAUUAAACAGUUAAGAGAAUUAUAAAAACACGAUACGAAACGAAACGAAAUGAAUGUAUGUACUUAAAGCAUUUUAUUGCCGCAAACUUAUAUAUCGAUAUUUAUUUGGAUUAGUGAAACCGGGGGGAAUAACAACAACAACAACCAAUAUAUUUAUAAUUAAAUGUCAUAACUUAUUUGAAACAAUUUGACAAAACUUGCGUGUGUGUGCGCGCACGAUAUACACAUAUAUUGUAAGCGAACAGUAUUUAUAUUUAUAUAUUUACACAAUUUUAUAGCUAAAUUAAAUCAUUUUUAAUAUCAA